CGGUCUCGGCCCCGCCCACCGCGCUGUGUUGGGGCUGGUUCCCGAGUGGGCACACCGGAGCUGCGCUUGCGGCGCGCCAUGGCCGGGCUGUUGACGCUGCUUGGCCCGGCGGGAAGAGUGACUACCCGGCUGCGGCCCCUGGCCCCUUGGCUCCUGGGAACCGCUACCUCCUGUGCUCCACCGCUCUGGGCCUUGGCCUUGUCCCGCCCCGGUCCGGACGCCCGACUGCUGCGCACGGCCCGCGGAGACUGUCGCAGCCACCAGGAGCCCAACAGGACCCCUGAGCCAGGAGGCGGUGUCACCGGCACAGAGAAAAAGCUAAGCAGAGCACGGCAGCUGAAGAAGGUUUUCCAAGAGUACGGGGCCGUGGGCGUGUCGGUGCACAUUGGGAUCUCCCUGGUCUCCUUGGGGAUAUUUUACACAGUUGUUUCCAGUGGCAUAGACAUGUCUGCAAUCCUGCUUAAACUUGGCUUUAAAGAGUCGCUGGUGCAGUCCAAAAUGGCAGCAGGCACCAGCACGUUCGUGGUGGCCUAUGCCAUCCAUAAGCUGUUUGCUCCCGUUCGGAUCAGCAUCACCUUGGUCUCUGUGCCCUUCCUCGUCAGAUACUUCCGCAGCGUGGGGCUCUUUAAACCUCCAGCCGCCAAGCCUUGACGCCAGUGCCUUCUGAUCUGUAGGAUUGGGGCUGUGUACAAGGUGGUUUUCCUUUCUGGUGGGGGAAGGGAGGGGCAGAGGCGAAUGGCUACGUUCCCUAUGGGUUGGUUUUACUUUUACCAGCAAACAUCUGGUGUUUUAAUUUACUUUUUUUUUUAAAAAUGCUGUUUCUCAUGUACAUGACUUAAAAUGUCACCAAGGCAUCAAAAUGAGUUGACAGCCAGGCCUGGUAGUACAGGCCAGUGAAGCCAGCUGCUCUGGAGGCAGAGGCAGGAGGAUCUCAAAUUCAGGUCUGCCUGAGCUACUUAUUAGUUCAGGGUUCGCUUAACAAUUUACAAGACUGUGUUUUGUCACCAGUGAGAGAGGGCUGAGGCCAUUACUCACCUGGUACAGACGGCCCAAAUGCAAUCCCCAGCACAAAAAGAGACUGCCUACAAAUUGUUCCUCUAGAUCACUGGGGCAGAGGUGCUGUCUGCAAAGCCCCCCAGGGGCCAACCUUUGCUUGGGUUCUUAAAAAGCAGUGGUUAAUUUGCUGGCUUUUCAAACCCUGCCUGCCCUGGUUUGCCUUCAGUUUAAUAUACAGUAUUCAGCAGACAGCUGCCGGCGCUACAACGAGUGAGGCGGAAAUUAACAGUCCAUAAUCAUGAUCCACAUUAACAUCAAGCCCUUGACAUCCACAGCACUUGCUUUGGGGAAAGCAGGCCAAGAAUUUGUCACAUGCCCCAUCCACUUCGAGGCUGGAUGGGACGGGGCUCCAAGUCAGCGAUUUCAUUGAUACUGGGCAGUAUUGUUUGUAAAAUACAGAAACACUGCCCAGUUGCGAUGUCGUCACUGGGCUCCUGAUGCCCAUAUCCUGGGGACCUCAGAUACUGCCAUAGAAGCUAAAAGCACCCUAGCUUUCUUAGACAAUCCGCUUAGCUAUCUGAAACUUGAGGCAUUCCAGACCUGAUAUGUUUACAAUGUACCACUGAAUUUUUUAAAAUUGAAUUAAUCAGAUGCAUAAAAUAUUUGUACCAGUUUCGGGGGGGGGGGAUCGGGAGGGGGAAAGGAGGAAAAUAUUGCUUGUUUUAACUGUAAAGAAACCAAGAAAUAAUACAAGCUGGGGAGAAGA
This is a messenger RNA of Mus pahari (shrew mouse), 1762 nucleotides long. It is a transcript of the gene Mims2, whose product is annotated as family with sequence similarity 210 member B. The record is from RefSeq and is a predicted model, not a curated record. Gene Ontology annotation, cellular component: mitochondrion. The transcript is spliced from 3 exons. Bases 79 to 651 code for a protein of 190 amino acids. NCBI's taxonomy places the organism in Eukaryota, Metazoa, Chordata, Mammalia, Rodentia, Muridae.